Triticum dicoccoides is the source of this 621-nucleotide messenger RNA. RefSeq lists its product as uncharacterized. NCBI's taxonomy places the organism in Eukaryota, Viridiplantae, Streptophyta, Magnoliopsida, Poales, Poaceae. Bases 1 to 621 code for a protein of 206 amino acids. The record is from RefSeq and is a predicted model, not a curated record. The transcript is spliced from 6 exons.
AUGGUCGAGCUCGACAUCGACAAGAGCGUCAGCCUCGACCUCUGCAUCCCGCUCUACAAGCAGUACGGAACCACCAUGGCUGGGCUGCGGGUUGUCGGGUACCAAUUCGACUACAAUGAUUUCCACGGGUUUGUUCAUGGACGGCUGGCUUACGAAAAGCUCAAGCCUGACCCGGUGCUCAGGAAUAUCCUCCUGAGCUUACCCAUCCGCAAACUCGUGUUCACGAACGGUGACAUGCUCCAUGCUUUAAGGGCCAUGAAGAGGCUUGGGAUCAAGGACUGCUUUGAGGGGGUUCUGUGCUUUGAGACGCUAAACCCGACAUCGGCCACCCCUCUGCCAUCCAAUAAAGUUGAGAUCUUUGAUAUAAUGAAGCACCUGGCUCAUCCAGAGCCUGGGGUUGAGCUGCCAAGGUCACCAAUCCCGUGCAAACCAAAUCUAGAUGCAAUGUUGCAUGCCCUCAAGCUUGCCGACAUCAAUCCUCAGACUACUAUAUUUUUCAAUGACAGCGUCAGGAACAUCCAGGCAGGGAAGAAAAUCGGAAUGCACAUUGUCUUGGUUGGAACUUCUGAAAGGAUAAAAGGCGCUGACCAUGCCUUGGAGAGCCUUCACAACAUUAAGUAA